Molecule: messenger RNA, 2806 nt
Organism: Ictalurus furcatus (blue catfish)
Lineage: Eukaryota; Metazoa; Chordata; Actinopteri; Siluriformes; Ictaluridae
Product: olfactory receptor 1-like
Exons: 1
Coding region: 1644-2705 (353 amino acids)
Biological process (GO): G protein-coupled receptor signaling pathway
Cellular component (GO): membrane
Molecular function (GO): G protein-coupled receptor activity; olfactory receptor activity
Source: RefSeq, a predicted model, not a curated record
UACAACGCAUCUACAAAUAUGAAUUAAGUAUAAUAAAAAUAAAUAAAGUUUCAGUGGUCACCCAAAUAAAAUUACAAAAACAUUUAAGGCCUUCCUCACCACCACAUCACUGAGUCUUUGUUACAGUCGAUACCUAGCUUUUGUAUUUGGCCUAGUUUAUGUUGUUUGCGGUUCACCUGACCAUUGGCUUUUCCUGUUCAUGAUUUUUGCUCAACAUAUUAGAUUUGUUUCAGAGUUUUACAGACCUUCCUGCUAUCUGACAUUAUCUAUCUUGGUUUAAUUUUUCAGAUCAAAAAUCUGCAAUUUUAACAGGGGCAUGUAGACUUUUUAUAUCCAGUGACACCUGUCCAUCACACACAUAUACUGUACAGCAGGGGUGUAGGAGCGAUUUUGAACCUGGGGGGAUGCUGAAAUGCUGGCGGGGGUGGGGGGGGGGGUUUGGGGGAUGCUUUUCAUCCUCCUUUGUUCUCUUAUUCUUAAAAUAUUGUAGGAUACUCAUCACCGUGUAAACACUGUAACUAACGUUAGCAUUACAUCGUUUAUGGACACAUAGCAAUGGCACAUACACACAAUCAGCAAUUUCAUGGGUUGAAGGAGCUACUAUAUCCUAAUUCAAAUUCAAAGUGGUAAAUCUUUUAUCUAUAUGUUAGCGUGCUCAAGUGCACCUGAAUGCUGUGUUGUAACCACCAUCACCUAAGGACGUGAGUUUUUUUCAUGGAUGGUCACAGAAUACUCAAGUCAUCUCCAAAUGAAUCCAUUCCGCUUUCAUUGUGUAAGAGUAGCCACCUCUCUAAAAAUCCAUAGCAGGUUUUGUUUGUUACCUUGCAGUGACAGACACUUUGCUCUAUUCAAGCUUGGCAACAGGCAAAUGGUUGAGCGAGCCCUAGCUACUCGAGUCUGACCCCUGUGCUUAUUAUAGCGAAAGUUAAUUUUUUUAAUGAAAUAAUGUUUCUAAAAGUUGCAGAAUGGAUUCAUUUGGAGACUGUCCAACUCAAAAAUCCUCAUAGACAGGCAGGCAAUGCAAGAUAAAAUUAGAGUAUAUGCUUAAAAGUUUGAAUGGUGCCAUGUGGUAAUGUUUCCAUGCCCUGCUCUGGUUUCAUGUUUCAUGCCUCAUUUCUAGUUAAAGGAUAAAUGUUUAAGUACAUUAAAUGUGGUAGUGUUUCCAUGCCCUGUUUAAGUUUCAUGUUUCUUGCUUCAGUUCUAGUUUUAUGUUUAGACCUUGUUUCCCACCUCCUUGUACAUUGACUUUAGUGGAUAAUAAAGACUUUACUCCUACACUUACUUCCUGUCCCAGUCUUGAUUUGUAACAAUUAUUAAAUGAGCAUAUUACAGUUAUUCAGUUUAUUGUUACAUAAGCAUGAUUUUUGAUCCCAACCACAUGGUUACAUCAACCAUUUUCAAUUUGUUUGGAGGUGUGGUCAAAGAUCUGACAUUACCACAUAAAAAGUGUAAAUGUGUCUGAUUUCUACAGGUAUUCAUAUGCUGUCUUAACUGGACCAGGUCUAAGCUUAAAAAGUAUAGACUUUCUUACAAAUGUACUUGAAUAAAAUAUAUAAUUUAUUGAUAUGUAUUUUUCUUGUUAGUUAAAUGCAAGUAAGAUAUUUAACAAAUAUAAUUAUUAUUUGAUAAAGUUUGUUUUUUGUAUGUUCCUUGCCAGGUUAUAUUACCAGAUGACAUCUGACAUGACCUCUGUGCCACCUGCACCCUCUGAAAAUGCAACAUUUAUUCGCCCUUCCACUUUUUAUAUAAAUGGCUUUUAUGAUAUUCCACACACAAAGUACUUCUAUGCCUUUCUCUGCAUUGUCUAUGCUGUCACAGUUUUAGGGAAUUCUUUUAUAAUGUGCACCAUCUAUCUAGCACGUAGCCUCCAUACAGCAAAGUACAUUGUUGUGUUUAACUUGGCUCUUUCUGAUUUGGGUGGCAGCUCUGCUCUUAUUCCAAAGCUUAUUGAUACUUUUCUGUUUGAGAAUCAGGUCAUAUCAUAUGAAGCCUGUCUGGCAAACAUGUUUUUUGUCUUAUUCUUUAUGACCGUGCAGUCUCUUACUCUGCUUGUUAUGGCGUAUGACAGAGUAGUUGCUAUAUGUUUUCCAUUAAGGUAUAAUGUCAUUGUCACCAAAGCAGCAAUGACUUUAAUCAUUGUUAUUACCUGGAUUUUCUCUAUAACUAUCAUUGCACUCCUUGUAGCUCUGAUUACCAGACUGUCCUUCUGUAGAUCUGUAAUUAUCAACAGCUAUUUCUGUGCUCAUGGGCCUAUCUAUAUUUUAGCUUGUAAUGAUUAUUUUAUAAAUCGUGUCAUGGCUACAGUCUGUAUUGUUGUGCUGGAUUGUGUUCCAUUUCUGUUAAUAAUUGUCUCAUAUAUUUGUAUUGGCAUUGCCUUGAUGAAUAUCUCACAUGGUUUGGAGCGGAAGAAAGCUAUGAAAACCUGUACUUCCCACCUUAUUUUGGUGGCUUUAUUUUAUCUCCCGUUUUUAGGCACCAGUAUAACAUCUCUUACAUCAUCUAUAAAUACCAAUGACAGGAUAAUAAAUUCUGCACUGACACAGAUUAUUCCCCCCAUGUUAAACCCCAUUAUAUACACUUUAAAGACAGAGGAGGUCAUGCACGCCUCUAAAGUGCUCUACAAACGAGUCAAAGUGUUAGUGAUACGUGGCAUGCCCAGUGGACAGGUAAUUCACCCAAGGGUAGGAGUUGGGAGUAAAAAGUAAUUUCAUUCAACUAUAAUAACAUAUGUUUCAUAAAAUACUUAGUUUACUUAAAGCACUGAAGUUGUCUUGUACAAAUGAAAAUUCUAAUAUGUUGUGAAUUA